Messenger RNA from Topomyia yanbarensis, 2012 nucleotides. Its product is annotated as probable maltase. Lineage: Eukaryota; Metazoa; Arthropoda; Insecta; Diptera; Culicidae. Bases 36 to 1784 code for a protein of 582 amino acids. The transcript has 3 exons. Gene Ontology annotation, biological process: carbohydrate metabolic process. The record is from RefSeq and is a predicted model, not a curated record.
GGUACAGUACCAAGUCGUAAACGGUUGGAAACAGUAUGCAGGCACUAGCCCUCUUGCUAGCCACUUUGUUGGUCGGUUCUACCUCAUCUCUGGACUGGUGGGAAAAUGGUAACUUCUAUCAGGUCUAUCCACGUUCGUUCAAAGACUCCGAUGGCGACGGUAUUGGUGAUCUGAAUGGAAUCACUCAAAAAUUGCACUACCUGAAGGAAAUUGGUAUGGACGGAGUUUGGCUAUCGCCGAUUUUCGCCUCGCCAAUGCGUGACUUUGGCUAUGAUAUUUCCAGCUUUUAUACCAUUAACCCGGAGUAUGGUGACCUGAACGCAUUCGACCGGCUAGUGAAUCAAUGCAAAGCCCUUGGUCUGCGACUAAUUCUAGACUUUGUUCCAAACCACACCAGCGACGAGCACGAGUUCUUCAAGCGUUCCGUGAAGCGUGAAGAACCAUACACAAACUACUACAUUUGGCACCCGGGCGUAGAGGGCUCGAACGGUACCAGGGUACCACCAUCCAAUUGGAUUAGCGUAUUCCGAGGAUCUGCGUGGGAAUGGAACGAAGCCCGUGGAGAAUUCUACCUCCAUCAGUUUCUGAAGGAGCAACCAGAUCUUAACUAUCGCAAUCCAGCCGUGGUCGAAGAGAUGAAGAACGUUCUCCGCUACUGGUUGGACAAGGGAGUCUCCGGUUUCAGGAUUGAUGCCGUUCCCUAUCUUUUCGAGAGUGCCGAGAUAAAUGGUCGCUACAUUGACGAGCCAAAGAGCAAUGGAACCAGCGAUAACGAGAAUCCUGCCUAUCUCACACACUCUCAAACCAUGGACCAACCUGAAACUUACGAUAUGAUCUAUCAAUGGCGUGCAGUACUGGACGAAUACAGUGCCAGAGAUAAUAACACGAGAAUCAUGAUGACGGAAGGUUACACCAGUAUUGAAAAAGUAGUGGAGUUCUUCGGCAACAGUACAGCUAAUGGAGCCAACAUUCCGUUCAACUUCCAACUGAUCAGUAAUCUAAACAGAAACAGUACAGCAGCCGAUUUUGCCCAUUACGUAAGCGUGUGGCUCAAUGCCAAACCAGAUGGUAGACGAUCGAACUGGGUUCUUGGUAACCAUGAUAACAACCGGCUUGGAUCCAGGCUAGGCGAAAAGAAGAUCGAUUUGUACAAUAUUGCUCUGCAAACGUUGCCAGAUAUUGCCGUCACCUACUACGGGGAAGAAAUAGGCAUGGUGGACCAGUGGAUCUCUUGGGAGAGGACCGUUGAUCCAGCUGGUUGCGCUACUGACAACAAAACCUACACACUGUACUCACGAGAUCCCGCGCGUACUCCUAUGCAAUGGAACAAUGGAGUAAACGCCGGAUUCUCGAACGCUAGUGCAACUUGGCUCCCUGUUGCCAAUAACUACAGGGAUCUCAAUGUUGCCAAACAAGAACGAACUAGAAAGAGUCAUCUCAGUGUGUUCAAGGAAUUGACCAAGUUCCGCAAACACCCGAUGAUGUCCGAAGGAGAUUUUGAUAUGCGACUGAUCAACAAUCAGUUGGUCGCCUACAAACGCACUCUAGGGAAUGCAGGUUACGCGGUUGUUGUGCUAAACUUUGCUCAAAAAGCUCAGCGAAUUAACCUGCCCAGUGUGUAUGAGGGUAUAAGCCCGUGGAUGGUAGUAGCGGUUUCUCCGGUUCACAAUACUGGUGCCUUCGUUCAAACCGCAAGAUACACGCUAGCUGGAGAAAGCGGAAUUGUACUAGUUUAUCAACCAACAGGUAAAGGAAAGACCCCAAAGAAGCCUGGCAAACAUUAGAACGAGGGGUUCACCUAUGUUCGCGUUGAACAAUACGGACUUCAACAAUGGCUACGGCACCAUGCUUGUUAACUUUUAUUUGGGUUUUAACAAAAUGUUUCUAUAGAUUGGAGCGAUUUUCAAGCAUCGGGUAAACAUUGGCAAAUCAAGUACAAUAGGUCCAACUGUAAUAAAACACAAAAAAUGUAAUAAAAGUCCUUUGAAAUAAAUUCCAACAUAUUAAAAGUA